AUGGGGGGCGGGUGGCAAACGAAGCAGGGAGCUGCAGAAGUAGCUCCGAUAUUCCGGAGCCGCAAAGAUGGCGGCGCCACGCGGGAGGAAGAAGAAGACCGCGAAUAUGACUCUGACUCUGCAGCCAGUGACAGGAGCAGAACAAUGACAGCUACCCCCCUCACCAAAGAGGACCUCCGCCAGCUACUAAGUGAAAUUAAGGCAAAUAUGGCUACAGAAUUUGACAGGCAUCUCACACCCAUCAGAGAAGGCCUGAUUGACUUAACCCACAGAACUUCCACUAUUGAGGAACAACUGGACCUGACAGUUACACGCACAACAGCUACUGAAAAUGCCAUAGCCGCCCUACAAGAACAGCUCCACCAGUUAGAGGAG
Molecule: messenger RNA, 375 nt
Organism: Pelobates cultripes (western spadefoot toad)
Lineage: Eukaryota; Metazoa; Chordata; Amphibia; Anura; Pelobatidae
Source: the annotation of a GenBank genome assembly